AUGUCCAGCACACCUUCAAAGCCGCAGGAGGGCUGCGCUUCGACGAGAUGCCAAAAGGAGUGCUCGCCACUCCUGGCCUCCUCAUCUGUGAGACCUGUCGUCAUCCGUUCGGAUGACGAUCCCCCGCCUCCCCCCAAAAAACUGCCCAGCUUUGUCGCACACGGCUCGCAUUGGACCUUUUACGACACAAUCAACGUUGGCGUGGCUGCCGACGACGACUAUGUCGCCUAUAUCAGCACCGCCAAAGGAGAUCAGUCCGACGCUUCGCCCGACGCAGGCAACAGAGUUGGCGGGGCGAUCGCAGAUACCGCCGCGCAGCUCAUCAUACCGGACAAAGACACGACAGAUGUCGUCAUCCAGACGCCAUGCCACCUUCAUCACCUCCUGGGACACGCCGAGGCCAUCGCUGGCACCGGCCAUCAUUGCACGCUCUGGCUGUGUCUUGGCACCGGGUCCUUCGAGCUGUUCUUUGAGGACGAGUAUCGCGGAAAGGCGCCAGAGCAACUUGGUAGGCAGCCCGAGUUUGUCACCAUAUCGAUCUCCUUCCUCUCCGAGGGCCGCUUUCACGAAGUGACGUUAUGCGCAAGCGGAUCUUCGACAUACAAGAGCUUCAAGAACAAGGGGAAGACCGUUCCGGUCAAACUGCGGUGGAAGUUUGACAGCAUUGACUCGACGCUGCAGCGGCUGCUCCAUGAGGCCUCCAAGAAGAACAUCAUCGCGCACCUUGCCGUGACCGGUCACUCGAGCAUGCCCUUCACGGAACGACAAAUUGCCUUGCAUCCUGGUGCUCCGAGCACCGACAAGCUUCUGAUGACUGUCAGCAAGCUCAUGACGGCAGACGAAGCGUCGCUCGUCAGGCUAAAGGCGAUGCAGGACAACCCUUUGGAUGAGACCCUUGUCGCCAGCAAGAGCCUUUUGUCGCAGCGUUGCGACUACUUUCGAGCCAUGUUUCAAUCUCAGUUCAGCGAGGCCCGCACGCUGUCGCAGAGCCAGAACGCGUCCAUUCAGCCAGCGAAGGUGUCCGUUGAGGCCAGGUCGACCGGUCAUGAAGCCAAGGAGGCCGUAAUCCUGGAUCAGCAUGAAGGGACGAGCCUGCAACAGGAAGAUGCUUCGUGCCCACCGCUUUCGAGGGAAGAGGCGUCAACUCGCCACAGCCCUUGCGAUAACCCCGCAGAUGGAGAUUCCGCCUCGCGAGGGGCGCCGUCUUUCGAGACCGCUGUCGAAAGCGCCGCCGACGGCGCCACCGCAGAAGCACAGCGAGCGGGUCAAGGGGAUCCGGUCCAUGUCCCGCAAAAGCGUCGGCGCGCCUCAGUGGGCGAGCGGGACGGCGACGAAGCCGGAUCUGCCUCGUCAGCAGUUCCGGGUCGCAAUUCUCCUCUUCCACAGCCUGUCAUUGAACUAUUCGAUGUCGACCCCGUCACGUUGCAGGCGUUGGUAUUCUAUCUGUAUACAGGUACUUGCAUGUUCAGGUCACAGAAGCACGGCCAGGUGGUCUUGAAGCAGGCGCGAGCCUAUUGGGAAGGCAUCAAGCUCUCCAAAUCUCCCUGGAGCGACGGCAUGCGGCUCUGCGACGCCGAGAAAAUGUACCAGGCGGCGGACAUGUACGGUCAGAAAGGCCUUCAGAUCCUCGCAAAGCAUCACGUCAUUUCCGAGCUCGAGGUCUCGACGGCCUUCAAGGGGCUCUUCGCAAACAAGCUCGCACAGCUGUACGACGAGAUGCGCCAGGCCUACAUCGACUUCUGCGUCGAGCACUUCAGCGAAAUCUCGAAGCUCGACUCGUACCAUGAGACGAUGGCCGAGAUCUUCUCGGGAACCUACCCGCCGAGCGCAGCCAAGUCUCUGCAGGCGAUCAUCACUCGGGUCACUACCAAUCCGACGUAG
Messenger RNA from Pseudozyma flocculosa PF-1, 1881 nucleotides. RefSeq lists its product as uncharacterized. Bases 1 to 1881 code for a protein of 626 amino acids. Gene Ontology annotation, biological process: regulation of proteolysis; proteasome-mediated ubiquitin-dependent protein catabolic process. Lineage: Eukaryota; Fungi; Basidiomycota; Ustilaginomycetes; Ustilaginales; Ustilaginaceae. Gene Ontology annotation, molecular function: ubiquitin protein ligase binding. The record is from RefSeq and is a predicted model, not a curated record. The transcript is spliced from 6 exons. Gene Ontology annotation, cellular component: cytoplasm.